This is a messenger RNA of Zootermopsis nevadensis, 678 nucleotides long. NCBI's taxonomy places the organism in Eukaryota, Metazoa, Arthropoda, Insecta, Blattodea, Termopsidae. The record is from RefSeq and is a predicted model, not a curated record.
UCUGCACAAUUUUCCGUCGCAGGGGUUCGAGCCCGGUCCGGAUUAAAUCUCCCACCGACCUGGCAGAUAUGACGUUGGAGAAUCGGCUCGUAACUUACGACUGGGAAAACCAAUUCAGCAGUUUCCAGUUAACAACGCGCAAGGGGAGCUUCAAACCUUUGUGCUGGAUGAAGAAACCCACACUCUUACCGGGCACAGAAAACGUCGAGUCGCGUUACCCAAACAUUAGCAAACCAUACGAAGAAACAAGCACAUGUCAUAAUCGAAAGUCAAAACCACAUCGAAGGAAGAAGCCCGGGCAAACGGAAUCUGAAGGAGAGGCGGACGAAACGUCCGAAAGGGACGAAGAUAAUUAUGUUGAUGAAGAGCAUGGGGAUAAAACCAAAGUGUAUAGCAGCAUUAGUCUGCAAGAGUCAUCGAGACUGAACACGAGCACUCGAUCUAGGAGUACCUUCGAAUUACAAUUGUCUGUUGUAGUAUACUACAUUGUACUGGCCUUCAGGACAUGAACCCGGGACAUAGCUCACUUCUUUGUAUAACAGUGUAAUUUAUUUUUGUACAUACUGUAAUAUAAAUGAUAUUGUACAUAAGAUACCAACACGUAGUUGUAAGCGCAUACGAUUCUGAAUAAAGGAUUUCGUUGAACACUUAAAAAUAUUCACGAAAAUGAAUGUUUCA